Carassius carassius (crucian carp) is the source of this 2257-nucleotide messenger RNA. It is a transcript of the gene cacng1a, whose product is annotated as calcium channel, voltage-dependent, gamma subunit 1a. Gene Ontology annotation, cellular component: membrane; L-type voltage-gated calcium channel complex. The record is from RefSeq and is a predicted model, not a curated record. Lineage: Eukaryota; Metazoa; Chordata; Actinopteri; Cypriniformes; Cyprinidae. The transcript is spliced from 4 exons. The coding region runs from base 227 to 904 and encodes 225 amino acids. Gene Ontology annotation, biological process: regulation of calcium ion transmembrane transport via high voltage-gated calcium channel; calcium ion transmembrane transport. Gene Ontology annotation, molecular function: voltage-gated calcium channel activity; calcium channel regulator activity.
GUCUGGUCUCUCAGCAUAAAUACUAGGACACUGUCAUUUGGCUCUUUUUAUCCAUGCACAAGCAGAGAGCUUCACAGAGACCUUAAGAAUCAAGAAAAUUCUGGACUAGGUCUCUGUACUAUACUGUCCUAAUAUUCAGUGAUUCUUUCACUGUUUAUCUUCAUUAGAGUUAUUUUUGUGUAAACUUUUAAUUUUAUUUGUCCAUAAGCAGUGGGUUCUGGACAAAAUGAAGAAGGAAACCAAGACAAAAAUCUUGUUUUUUGUUAUCACGGUGGGCUCAGUGUGCAUGUUAACAGCUGUGGUGACAGACCACUGGGCCGUGUUGAGUCCUCGAGUGGAGCACGUAAACACAACAUGUGAGGCAGCCCACUUUGGCCUUUGGAAACUUUGUAAGAAACACAUAUAUAUUGAGGACGAGGAAUUAAUUGGUAAAGUUUGUGGACCUAUCAGCUUACCGGGGGAAAUGAACUGCUCUUACUUCAGACACUUCACACCAGGGGAAGAUUCUGAGAUCUUUGAAGUUAAAACUCAGAGAGAAUACAACAUCUCAGCAGCUGCCAUAGCUAUCUUUAGUCUUGUCUUCAUGAUUCUGGGCACAUUGUGUGUGUUGGGUUCCCUCAGAAAGGGAAAGGACUAUCUGUACAAGCCUGCUGGCAUGUUCUUUGCUUUUGCAGGUCUGUGUGCCAUCAUCUCAGUAGAGGUAAUGCGUCAGUCAGUCAAGAGGAUGAUAGAAAGUGAGGAGACUAUCUGGAUCGAGUAUUAUUAUUCCUGGUCUUUUGCGUGUGCAUGCACAGGUUUUGUCCUGCUCCUCCUCAGUGGAAUUGGUCUGUUACUGGUCUCCAUGCCACAUAUGCCUAGAAAUCCCUGGGAAACCUGCAUGGAUGCUGAGCCUGAACAAAUAUAGAGCAGGAAUCCCAGAUUCCAGCAGGUAAAGCACUGUCUCAAAAUAUAUCUAGACCUCUUUUGAUACAAUGUCAGAGAUUGACAAGAAGAGGUCAUACAUCUUAAAAAGCUCAGUAGCUUCCCCCACUGCAAACAGGCAUUGAGGAAUAAAGGUGUGUAACACACCUGUUAUUAUACAUCCAACUAUGCCAGCAAGAAGCCAAGCUUUUCAAUAUUUACAUUAUUAUUAUUUAUAUAUAUGUAACAUUUAACAUCCUUUUUUGUAAAAUCUUUGAGAUUUAAUAUAAAGAGUGCAGCUGGCAUCAUGCAGCUGGAACUUAUGUGUAAUAAUGCUAUUAACAGACAUACAGGGAAGGUUUAUGACAAUGGGAUGGUUUAAAUCGAGAAGUGAUUGUUAACGUGAAGGAUUGAAAAAUUAUUAUUAACAUCUGACUAGCAUAUGUUCAGAAGCUGAUGUAACAGGAAAAGUUAAUCUGCACUAAUUUGUCAGUGAAUGGUGCAAUGCCACAAGAUUCUGCUCCAGAAAGCAAAAUUAAUAUGCUGUAAAUUUAUUUUAUUUUAUUUUUUAAGAUGUGUGAAUGCUACUUUGGUUUUGUGAUUAAUUAAUCUCAUUUUAUUGAUAGCCAUUUUAACAAUAGUUCUCUUUUGCCUGGGCACAGUGAUGCUUUCAACUGCCCUGAGCUGAAUGCAAAUGCUUGGUCUGCUGUGGUUACUGAGUACUUGGCAUGACAUUUUGGAAUAAUUUCAGAUCUUGCAGGUGCAAAGAAAAAUGGCAUCAAUAUCACUCUUAUGUGAAAAAGUAAAAUUAUUUUUAGACUUUCCAAGUCUACAGCUUCCUGAAAUAUACCCACAAACUGUGUUUACAAGCUUGAAAUGUAUUGAUGUGCUAAGUAUUUUUUUAGAAGAACAUGCUUCUGUGAUUUGUAAUUUAUGACCCUCUUAGGAACAGGAACAUUUUUGGGUCUGCACAAAUCUGGUUUAUGUUUCCAGCUGUAACCUGUAGAUCAGAAAAAAAUCUUCACCAUAUUUUUGGGUGGUGAUUCACCCUGUUUAUAAAAAAGAUCUUAACAUCAAAUUUAUUUGGAUUCAGCAGGCUUUUUGACAAUAAAUUAAAUACUAUAGAACCUUCUAAACUUAAAGCUUAGUGGGUUUAAAAAGUCUUAUUAGACCUGGAACUUUUUUGUAAAGUUGGCAACUGGAUAUAGAAAGUGGGGAUUACUGUCACUGACAAACACCAAUAGGGUUUCAUUGCCUUGUGGGCAGUGCUUGGACAACAAAAGUUUGAGAGCCUGCUUGCUUGUGGUCCUUUCCUUUUUUCUUCCCUCUCCUAUCAAUUCCUGUCAUUGCCAUUGCA